AUGGGUGGAUCACCACCUUGUGGUGACUCGGUUCGAGCCAUCAAAGAUCACAAACGUCAAGCAACCACCUCUAAGAAGUGGCCCUUUCCAGUCGAAAAUGAUCACCAGAUCACUUUUUCGGCACUGGAUACCAAGGGCGUCCACAUGCCACAUAACGAUCCUCUCCUCGUCGACCUUGACAUCGGUGAAUUCCUAGUCGCAAAAGUCCUUAUUGAUACCGGCAGCUCGGUCGAUCUCAUCUUUCGCGACACACUCGACAAAAUGGGAGUUGAUUUAAGGGAUAUGAAGCCUUCCUCUCGCACGCUCACCGGCUUCAACGGAGCCUCGGAGCAAAUGAUUGGGACAAUUCGUCUUCCAGUAUACGCAGGUGGUAUAACCUGCACCGUCAAGUUCUCCGUCCUCCGCACCAAAGCACCCUAUAAUGCCAUACUUGGAACACCAUGGCUGCAUUCCAUGAAAGCCAUCCCUUCGACUUAUCAUCAACGCGUCAAGUUUCCCGGAAAAGAGGCAAAACACAGACAAUUCGGGGAGAUCAACAAGCCGCGAGAGAACUACUGA
Molecule: messenger RNA, 558 nt
Organism: Brassica oleracea var. oleracea
Lineage: Eukaryota; Viridiplantae; Streptophyta; Magnoliopsida; Brassicales; Brassicaceae
Exons: 1
Coding region: 1-558 (185 amino acids)
Source: RefSeq, a predicted model, not a curated record